CUUACAUGUUUGUGCUCCGACUGCAAACAAGCGAACUCCACGUGCGAAACGGACGGCGCCUGCAUGGUCUCGGUCUUCAACCUGGACGGCGUCAAACACCACGUCCGGACCUGCAUUCCUGAGGCAAAACUCAUCCCUGCUGGGAAGCCCUUCUACUGCCUGAGCUCCGAAGAUCUGCGCAACACCCACUGCUGCUACUCUGAUUUUUGCAACAAAAUCGAUUUGAUGGUUCCCAGCGGACACCUGAAAGAUAACGAGCCGCCGUCGAGCUGGGGUCCCGUGGAGCUGGUGGCGGUGAUCGCCGGGCCCGUCUUCCUCGUGUUCGUUGUCAUGAUCAUCGUAGUCUUCGUUUUCCACCACCACCAGCGAGUCUAUCACAACCGGCAGCGGCUGGACAUGGAAGACCCCUCUUGCGAAAUGUGCCUUUCGAAGGAUAAGACCUUGCAAGAUCUCGUCUACGAUCUCUCCACCUCUGGCUCUGGCUCAGGUUUGCCGCUUUUUGUCCAACGGACCGUGGCUCGGACCAUCGUCCUUCAGGAGAUCAUCGGGAAAGGCCGCUUCGGCGAGGUGUGGCGCGGCAGGUGGCGCGGGGGCGACGUGGCCGUCAAAAUCUUCUCGUCGCGCGAGGAGCGUUCCUGGUUUCGGGAGGCAGAAAUCUAUCAAACCGUGAUGCUGCGGCACGAGAACAUCCUGGGGUUCAUCGCUGCGGAUAACAAAGAUAACGGCACGUGGACUCAGCUGUGGCUCGUCUCCGACUACCACGAGCACGGAUCUCUCUUCGACUACCUGAACCGGUACACAGUGACCAUCGAGGGCAUGAUCAAGCUCGCCCUGUCUGCCGCCAGCGGGCUCGCCCACCUGCACAUGGAGAUCGUGGGCACACAGGGAAAGCCUGGGAUUGCUCACAGAGACUUGAAAUCCAAGAACAUCUUGGUGAAGAAGAAUGGCACGUGCGCCAUCGCCGACCUCGGGCUGGCCGUCCGGCACGACUCGGUUACCGACACCAUCGAUAUCGCACCGAACCAAAGGGUUGGAACCAAACGAUACAUGGCCCCCGAAGUCUUGGAUGAAACCAUUAACAUGAAGCAUUUUGAUUCCUUUAAAUGUGCUGAUAUCUACGCCUUGGGCUUGGUCUACUGGGAGAUUGCUCGGAGGUGCAACGCGGGAGGUAUCCACGAGGAGUAUCAGCUUCCCUACUACGACCUCGUGCCCUCCGAUCCUUCCAUCGAGGAGAUGCGGAAGGUCGUCUGCGACCAGAAGUUGCGCCCUAACAUCCCGAACUGGUGGCAAAGCUACGAGGUAAGGUCUGGCUUUCGUUUUCUGAUGCGAGAGUGCUGGUACGCCAACGGAGCGGCUCGCCUCACCGCCCUCCGCAUUAAGAAAACCCUCUCGCAGCUCAGUGUCCAGGAAGAUGUGAAAAUCUAG
Messenger RNA from Apaloderma vittatum (bar-tailed trogon), 1425 nucleotides. RefSeq names its product activin A receptor, type IB (gene ACVR1B). The transcript has 8 exons. Lineage: Eukaryota; Metazoa; Chordata; Aves; Trogoniformes; Trogonidae. Gene Ontology annotation, biological process: activin receptor signaling pathway; cellular response to growth factor stimulus; protein phosphorylation. Gene Ontology annotation, cellular component: activin receptor complex; plasma membrane. Gene Ontology annotation, molecular function: ATP binding; activin binding; activin receptor activity, type I. Bases 64 to 1425 code for a protein of 453 amino acids. The record is from RefSeq and is a predicted model, not a curated record.